Messenger RNA from Manihot esculenta (cassava), 2054 nucleotides. RefSeq lists its product as uncharacterized. Lineage: Eukaryota; Viridiplantae; Streptophyta; Magnoliopsida; Malpighiales; Euphorbiaceae. The record is from RefSeq and is a predicted model, not a curated record. The transcript is spliced from 6 exons. Bases 229 to 1866 code for a protein of 545 amino acids.
CUGCCUCUCUCUCUCUCUCUCUCUCUCUAAUUUUUAUUUUUAAAAUUAACUUUUAUUUUUCUCUUGAAAUUUUCUUCUCUCUAUUUUCUGUUAUGCUCUGUUUCCCCUGUUUUUCGCCUCCUAUUCUCAAGGGUCAACUAAACAUAUAUGCAUAUACCAGAGUGUAUAUUUCUGUUAUAGAAUCAAUUAAAGAGAAAUCUUCAAGUGGAUUUUAGUUAAAGCAGAAUCAUGGCUCGAGAACUAGCCGGGUCUAGUCGGAGCUUGCUGUGGAGCAGUGAUGAUUGGAAUGGUAAUGGCGGAUAUCAGAACCCAUUACAUGGGUUUGUUAAUCACGAAAAUGAUCAGCUCCAAGGUGAUGAUUAUGUCUACUUGCUUCGCUGCACUGAAGCUGCUAAUAACAAGAUUAAGGAAACCCCAAAAGAAAACAUUAAACAGAUCAAGGUGGCUGAUACCCUCUUGAGUUUACGCCCAUUUGGUUUAAAACUCAACCUCACCCCCCAUUUCUUAGAUAAACUGGAGGAGGAUCUCAACGGUUAUAGAAGUGCAGCAAAGGCUCACCAUCAUCCGAAGGUUGAUGAUUUUAGUUCCCAGCCAAUUUCUGAGAAGUUGAAGGCAUCUAACUUCUCAGCUUUGUUACUUAGAAUUGGCAACUGGGAGAGAAGAUCCAGGAAUGAAGGUGAGCUUGUAGCUAAAUGUUAUUAUGCUAAGAGGAAGUUAGUGUGGGAAUUCUUGGAAAGGGGUUUGAAAAGCAAGAUUGAAAUUCAAUGGAAUGAUAUAAUAGCCAUGAGAGCUAAUAUUCAGGAGAAUCAGCCUGGAAUUCUUGAACUUGAGUUGAACCAACCUCCUACCUUUCACGAGGAAACUGAUCCACAGCCAAGAAAACACACUAUUUGGCGACCCACAUCAGAUUUCACUGGAGGCCAAGCUUCUAUUUACAGGAGGCAUUAUGUUAUAUUUCCUUCCGGAUCUCUUGACAAACACUAUGAGAAACUUAUACAAUGUGACAGCAAGUUGUAUGAAUUAUGCCAGAAACCUUUCCCAAGUCGAAAAUCUCCUUACUUUGAGACAAAGGAUUGUAGUUUUACAAAUUUUUCUUUGGAUUACCAUCCGAAUAGCCGAGAUAUCAACCUUGGUUCGCAAUUCAAUUUUGACAUUCCACCUCCUUUGGUGACUACCCAACAAGUUCAAUCUUACCAGCAAGCACCUCUGCCAUCUUUUAAGGAAACGCCUUCACCCAUAUCAGUUAUGGAUUUUUUGCAUCCAGAUGAGCAUAUUAGCAACAAUGUAAUUGAGAAUCCAAGAAUAUCAAUAUGGGGACAAGGGAUAAACAACAAUUUAGCACCUGCAGAUGCUUUUGCUCCUAGUACUGCUUCAUUCAUCCAAGUGAAUCCAGUUGUUCCUUACCAAGAUUACAACAACCCAUUAAGUUACAAUCAAGGAGGUGAUCCUUACGUUGUGCAUAAAAUGUUAAAUAAUCUUGCAGACCAUUUGUUUACUGAUAGCAAGGUAGAAGGUUAUGACGAGAAGUAUUACAUGGCAAGAGUGGAAUCAUUGAAUGCUUUGGUCAAUCUCUCCCAAGAAGAGAAGCCUGCAAGUGAACAUAUUUCACAGCAUACAUUCUAUGGACGAGAAACAAGUUCUGCUGAUGACAUGGUUUUGGAUACCAGUGAGCAAGCAAUUGGAUUUGGCGUUAAACAAGUCCAUCAACAGCUUGUUUCUUGCUUGUCUUCUCAUAUCUGUCCUAACAAUCCAACAAUGCAUCAACUUUGGAGCAACACGUCCUAUCCUUCUGUGAAUCCUGACCUAGGGUUGCAAAAUGUUGACCUUGUCAAUAACCUUAAUCAAUUCAAAAAUUGGACUCUCUGAUAUGGGAUUUUAGAUGGUAGAUGUAACAUGCACAAAUUAGCAUCUUCUCAUGUCCAUAUAGGUUUUUUGUUUCCUUUCUUCUUCCUUAAAUUAACCCCUUUCCCCAAUUUAGUCAAUUAGAUCGAUCUUCUAAUCAAUGCAAAUGUCAAGAGUAGGAAAUUUAUGAAUCAAAUGAAAAUUUUCAAUUA